AUGGCAUUGUUAAAUACAAGCGGAUCUAAUCCACAGGGCAGGCAGGUGCGGUGCGGGAGCAGCUCAGAUGGGGGAGGGGAGGAGCAACCGGGGUUAAACUGUAAGAGCAAGGUGAGAAGCGCAGGAAUGAGCCGAGGGAACGUCAAGACAAGCGGCGAGCUCGGCCUCAGACUAGGGGAAUUGUGGGCUGUGGAGUGCGGGCCCCGGGACUACGGCAGCGGACAGCAAUUGAUGAGUCCCAAUGAAUCGGAUGCUGCUUCUUGGCCGUGA
Molecule: messenger RNA, 270 nt
Organism: Fusarium proliferatum ET1
Lineage: Eukaryota; Fungi; Ascomycota; Sordariomycetes; Hypocreales; Nectriaceae
Exons: 3
Coding region: 1-270 (89 amino acids)
Source: RefSeq, a predicted model, not a curated record